This is a messenger RNA of Cajanus cajan (pigeon pea), 875 nucleotides long. RefSeq names its product copper transporter 6. Gene Ontology annotation, cellular component: plasma membrane. The record is from RefSeq and is a predicted model, not a curated record. Gene Ontology annotation, molecular function: copper ion transmembrane transporter activity. NCBI's taxonomy places the organism in Eukaryota, Viridiplantae, Streptophyta, Magnoliopsida, Fabales, Fabaceae. Gene Ontology annotation, biological process: copper ion transmembrane transport.
AUGUUCAUUCCUACGUUAUUACUACAAAUCUAGUAGUUUUGGUCACAUUCUCAUAAAACACUCGUUACGUCACAUUAACAUCUCUAGCUACAACUUACAACACUUCAUUACUUCAACAUGUUGUUGACAUUGUUCUCAACGGCCGCCGCAGAGGGUGUUCCGGCGCCGUACAACUCGACGGUGGCGACGCGGCUGGGGCGGCGGCGGAUUCCGAUACACACGACGUUCUACUGGAGCCACAAGGUGGACAUACUGUUCCGGUGUUGGCCAGGGGACAGCGCGGGCAUGUACGCGGUGGCGCUGCUGCUGGUGUUCGGCAUGGCGGUGUUGGUGGAGUGGCUCUCGUUCACCAACAUCGUGAAGCUCAAGCCUGGGGCCUCGAACGACGUCGUUGGGGGGCUCCUUAAGACGGGGCUAUACGGCGUGCGUUCCGGGCUCUCUUACUUGGUGAUGCUGGCUGUCAUGUCGUUUAACGGAGGCGUGUUUGUCGCCGCAAUUGGUGGCCACGUCAUCGGUUUCUUGAUUUUCGGGACGCGGGCUAUUAUUCGGAAGAAAUCGGGUGGGUUGGAUUCUUCCAAAGCGUAGCGUGCACCCGUUUUCGAACUUUGGAAUGAUGCCGUUGGAUUGGGAAUAACGAGGAUCGUUCGUGGGAGUGUGAUUUUUCUGAAUUCUUGGGAGAAAUAAACAGAUGAAAAUGGUUGAAAACGGCGUGGUUUUGCCUUUCCUGCGAUGGUAAACUGCCAAGAAAAAUAAAUUAUGAUGGUGUUUUUGCAUUAUUGUAAGUUAAUUCGUUUCAUGAAAGUGGAAGAAAUUUAAUUUAAUUGGAUGCUUUUCAUAAUCUGUGCAUUAGCUAAUCAUAAUAGUAAGUAUCAUUA